This is a messenger RNA of Symsagittifera roscoffensis, 1865 nucleotides long. Its product is annotated as acetylcholine receptor subunit beta-type unc-29-like. Gene Ontology annotation, molecular function: transmitter-gated monoatomic ion channel activity involved in regulation of postsynaptic membrane potential; excitatory extracellular ligand-gated monoatomic ion channel activity; transmembrane signaling receptor activity. Bases 729 to 1865 code for a protein of 378 amino acids. NCBI's taxonomy places the organism in Eukaryota, Metazoa, Xenacoelomorpha, Acoela, Convolutidae. Gene Ontology annotation, cellular component: neuron projection; synapse; plasma membrane. Gene Ontology annotation, biological process: nervous system process; signal transduction; regulation of membrane potential. The transcript has 5 exons. The record is from RefSeq and is a predicted model, not a curated record.
AGAAAAGUUGCCAUAGGGAAGGGUCAUUACAAACCCAUAUGUGAAAAAGGAUUUCUAAUAAUUUUACAAUUAGUUAUCGCAGACGAAAUCUAAUCGUGAAUUUAGAGGCUGGUAAAUCAAUUACGCGUGAUACGAUUACGUACCUCCACGUAGCUCAAGGGAAUUAUAACCUGCAACUUGCAAAUUUCUUCAUUUCCUCUGAAUUUUGCGGUUAUUUGGCAAAUAAACCGGGUUUGUUCCUCACAUAUUUCAUCGGCGUUUUCAAUCUUUCGUUUUCCAAAAUCGAUACUACUGCGAUCACCAAAAUAUUUUACCUAAAUUCCCCUGUAGGAAGAGAUUUAAAAAAGCAAGCGGCCUAUUUAUGCAUUCAAAGUCCUUCAAACUGAUUGCUUAUUGAUAUUCUCAGCUUUCUGCAACAAUUUGUUCUCAUCUACCGAAAAAGUGAUAGCAAAAAAGUAUUUUGUUCCGCAAUUUAUAGCUGAGGCUUGGUCACAUAGUGUUAUAAAUUCGCGGAAUGCAGAGAACGAUGACUGGCUAUUUUUUUCAAUGUUGGGUGUUCUUUGAUUUAUUGAUUUCCUUUUGAGUUUUAAACAGUGGCUGCAACCGCCUAAGAGAACUCUGCUUUUCCUUACUUUUACUUUCUACAAACAAUUUCGUUUUCUGAUAUUGAAGAGUUAUUAUCGAUCAAAGACCAGCUAAACCAUCAAGUUAAACUUUCAUAUUUUAAAAUGAAAAUUCUCCGCUCUUUCUGCAUACUUUGUUUCAUUUUUAUCACUUGCGUUGCGUGGCGUGGAUAUGAUGUGAAUCCGGAGCUGUAUUAUGAGAAUGUGGAAGCGAUAAAGAGAAUCUUCGACACCAGCCGGCUGCAGAACUACUCAACCAUCACUCUGCCCACAAAUCCACUCACACUUUACGUGAAAUUGAUCGUGCAAGAGUUGAUUGAGCUGGACGUGAAGAAGGAGCAGCUGGAAGUGAUGGGCUGGAUGAGGCUCAUCUGGCAGGACUCCAGACUGUCAUGGAGCGAGGAGAUGUUCGGAAUCAGGGAACUGAGAGUGUUCCCAGACAAUAUCUGGACUCCAGACGUUGUCAUCAUCAACUCGGCCCAGGAGCUUCCCAAAGGAUCACACCUUCCAGCUACUGUCGAUUCCACUGGGUAUGUGUACUGGUUUCUGCCUGCCAGAAUCACUACAAGAUGCGAGACAGACGCCCGUUUCUUCCCAUUCGACGUCCAAACUUGUUUCAUUGAUUUGGGAUCUUGGACUUACUCACAAGAACUACUGCAACUGACUUUACUGGAGUACAAAACCCUGUUGGAAAGAGUCUCGCAAAACAUCCAGUGGAGCAUCACAAACAUCCAGGCAUCCUUAGUCACUGCAGAACGCUUCUCAGAGUUCCACAACAAACCCAUGAAUUUCUCAAAAGUGCAGUACUCUUUAACGAUAGAGAGAAAACCUAGUUUCUACGUGUAUUGCAUCUUCGUCCCAAUUUUAUUGGGAGCCAGUUUGGGAGCUCUCACUUUCUUGAUCCCCGUGGACAACGGGGCUAAAGUGUCCUUUCCCAUUUCAAUGUUCCUGGCACUUUUUGUCAACCAGCUAGUCAUCAACCAGUUUGUGCCUCCUUCGGCUGACACGAUGCCCCUGGUGACUAUCCUGUGCACUGUUCUGACCUCCUUGUUUGCCCUGAAUGUGGCACAGACUGCGAUUGUGCUGAGAGUGUUCCACAGUGGCAUGAAUGCACACAAGAUACCCGUGUCCUACUGCCUCUACACUCUGCUCCACUUCCUAGAGAAUAUAGGGAAGCGAUCAUUCAUAUACAGCCACGUCUACAACCCACUACACAGGGAAGUGAUGAGCAUUGUAACAUAG